Molecule: messenger RNA, 4085 nt
Organism: Plodia interpunctella (Indianmeal moth)
Lineage: Eukaryota; Metazoa; Arthropoda; Insecta; Lepidoptera; Pyralidae
Gene: CKIalpha
Product: Casein kinase Ialpha
Exons: 9
Coding region: 219-1250 (343 amino acids)
Biological process (GO): signal transduction; peptidyl-serine phosphorylation; negative regulation of canonical Wnt signaling pathway
Cellular component (GO): cytoplasm; nucleus
Molecular function (GO): ATP binding; protein serine/threonine kinase activity
Source: RefSeq, a predicted model, not a curated record
GGUAACACUGCCACUGUGACGUCACGUAAAAUAGGCUGACGACAUCUUUUUAGACUUCGUAAUAAAAUGAUUUUCACUGGUUUUUCGUAGUGUUUCUACGUUUUAUUGUGUUUUUGAACAAUAAUAGACGCUAAAUUUCAUUAGUGUAGUGUAAAUUAAGCUCAGUGUGAUGGGCGUAUUUUAAUUUUUGUGCAUGCAAGUGAUGAAGGUAAAAGAAAAUGGCUACCUUCGAACGCAUGUUGUUGACCAGGAAACGGAUGAUAAUAGCCGAGAAGUACAACGUUAUUCGCAAAAUCGGCGGUGGAAGCUUCGGAGACAUCUUUCUAGCAAUAAACAUCGGUGAUGGAGAGGAGGUAGCAGUUAAGGUUGAAUCGAUAAAGGCGCGCCACCCGCAGCUUCUCUAUGAGAGCAGAGUGUAUAAGAUGCUCCAAGGGGGCAUCGGAAUACCACACAUAAGAUGGUACGGCUACGAGAAGGACCACAACAUCCUCGUGAUGGACCUGCUGGGCCCGUCUCUCGAGGACCUGUUCAAUUUCUGCUCGCGCCAGUUCACCAUCAAGACUGUUCUUAUGCUUGCAGAUCAAAUGCUGGGCCGCGUGGAGUUCAUCCACUGCAAAUGCUUCAUACACCGUGACAUCAAGCCGGACAAUUUCCUAAUGGGCAUCGGGCGUCAUUGCAACAAGCUUUACAUGAUCGACUUUGGGCUUGCCAAGAAGUUCAGGGACCUGCGCACGAGGGCGCACAUCUCUUAUCGCGAGGACAAGAAUUUGACUGGCACGGCGCGUUACGCGUCCAUUAACGCACACCUCGGCAUUGAACAGUCGCGACGGGACGACAUGGAGUCGCUCGGCUAUGUACUUAUGUAUUUCAAUAGAGGAUCACUGCCGUGGCAAGGGCUGAAAGCCAUCACGAAGAAACAGAAGUACGAGCGUAUUAGCGAGAAGAAAAUGUCUACUCCCGUCGAAGUUCUCUGCAAGGGCUUCCCGGCGGAGUUUGCGAUGUAUUUAAAUUAUUGCCGCGGGCUCACCUUCGACGAACCUCCAGACUACAUGUAUCUCAGACAGCUGUUCCGCAUCCUGUUCCGCACGAUGAACUACCAGUACGACUACACGUUCGACUGGACGAUCCUGCGGCAGCACAAGCAGCACAAGCAGCACAUGGAGGGCGGAGCGCCCGCCGCCGACCGCCGCUCGCCCUCCGUGCAGCGCCGCAACAACCAGCCGCCGCCGCCGCCCGCCAACAACGAGUGAAAGAGAUUACGACGUUCGGCAGCCUCGGGUGUUCCGGCCAAGAAGAGGGCGCGAUAAUGUUGUGUGUGCGUGUGUGGACCCAUAUGUCGGUAACCCGGUCGCCGCGCGUGCGUCGCCAAAUGAGGACAUGAUUUUUUUUCAAGAGGCCUUUUUAAUUCAACGGUCAUAGUGAAUUUUUAUGCUUCAUAUCGUCGGGUCGGCGCGUUCCAUUUACCAAUUCGUAAACGGCGAAUAAGUGAAAUGUCCCAAAGAAUUUGCCGACUCGAUUGUGUGUGCAAAAUACUUCGGUAAUGUAACUUUGCUGUGUAGCCAGAAACGACUCGUAUGUAACAUAAUUAUAAAGUUCAUUUUGCAAUGAAUGUCAUUAGGGUCCAUUGAACAUUACGCAUUUUUUUUAAAUUGAAAGUAAAUUUAUUGUAAUAAAUUAAUUCAUGUAACAAUUUAACUCGGUAAAUUUCCGUUGUAGUUCUAAUUACAUAUUCAUUUGUUAGUUUUCGAUGUUAGUUUUUUUCUUAGUGUUGUGGAUUGUCAAAUAAGGUGUUUCAAAACUUUAUACCUUGAAUGGACAUUUUCCAUAUAAAUAUUGAUUAAAUUACGAUUAAAACUUAUACGCGAAUGAAUAUUGUCACCGAACUAUUGUAAAUGUGGUUAAAUUAUGAAGCCGUAGGUUAGGUAGUUCAUAAUUUACCUAAUCGUUAGUCUAAAAUGUCACGGUUUUUGCAAUUUUGCGAUUUAAUAUUUGUUAAACUUAUAUGAAAGAAAAAUUCGAUAUAGAUAUAUGAAAUAGUGUUGCUGUAAAUAAGAAAUAUUUAAGAUAUUGAUUGGAGUUAUCAGAGUUAUGAUUAAUGUAGACACCUUAUUUGACAACAGAUACGACUCGAUAUGUUAAAAUGGGGAUUAAGGCGUAACUUCUAUGACACAUAAGUAUUGUUGUCAAUAAAUGUGAGUAUUAGACGGCAUUAUUGUGCGAUAACAGACAUAGAACCGCUAUUUUAAUCCCCUUUGUGAUCGAGUUGUCCAAUAAAAUGCUAUGUCCCCUGUGCUAUAUCAGUCAACUGUACAUACGCAACAGGAUUGCUAAAGCAAUUGUCACCUUAUCUCGAACACUGUAAUACGAUAUUGGUUUAAAAGUUCAUUAAAAUUACUGAUUACUAAUGUAAGUAGGUUUCUGUAAUAAAAGAGAAAAUGUAAAAAAAAGGAAAAAAUAUGUUAGGUAAUAAAUCUGAUUCCCGUUUCUUGAGGCAGCGUAGCCUGCGGCGUCCGAGCUAGCUGUAGGGUUUUUUUUUUUUUAUUUCGGCAAAGUAUGUAUACUUAUAAAAUUGUAAAUAAAUUUCAUUGUACGCAGACGACGCUGCCCCAAAGAAUGUCGGUACAUAUGUAUCGCAUAUUUUAAAAUAUAGAAAUUUAAUAAUAAUAAUUGUAAAUAUAAAACAGUGUUCAUUGUGUUAUUUUUUUAAGGAACAGUAAAAUUUUUUGUUUACUAAGCGUUGGCGCCCCGGCACUGCAAUAAAAUACAUGAUUUGGCACCGAUUGGGUGGUAUUUUUAUAUAAUCUGUACGUUUGUGAGUUGUUAGCUUGUGUGUAUGUUGGUAAAAAAAUAUUCGAGCAUUUUGUAAUAGUGUGUAGGCGCAAUACAAUGUAAAAAAAUUGUCUUUAGAAAAUGGAACGUUUCCUAGCUUUAAAAAAAGACAAUUUACAUCUGUGAAGACUUGACCAUAGACGAAAAUUACCUAUCAUGAUCUUACUUCACGGGUCUACUGAAAUACGCUCACAGUGCAAAAAAAAAAACAGACGCAAGCUAGCAAUAACGAAUACUAGUAGACAAUAGUAAUUCGCUACAAUGCUUCCACAAUACAAGACAAAGACGUCGGGGGCCGCUACUAUAUAAGUAAUGUAAGUGAUACGCGUUACGAAUGAAUGGGAUAUGGGGCGCUCAUGUGUGUUGCGCUGUGAUCUGUAUAGCUAUAAUAGUAUAACUGUAAUAUUUUUUUUAUUCCGGACAGAAACCAUAGUCGAUGUUAACUGUUCUAAGACGAUAUUAGUAAUUUAUUUUAAUAUGGGUCCCGUGUUUUAAGUCCACUUAAACACUGGACCCAUAUUAAAUUAAGUAAUUGGACCAUCCAUGUCCAUCCCCUGCCAAUAACAGAAAAAAAAAAAUCAAAUAAAAUUCAAUAAUUUUGAAUUAGACGAGUGCUUUUUAAUUUUUCCCUUUUAACAACUUCAUAUUGGUGUAGUAAGAAGGGUAAAAAAUUACUGUAUUACUAGUGAGAUUGGCAAAUAAUAUUAUAAAAUGCAUUAUGUAAGUUAUUGUCGUUAGAACUUAUCAUUGUCAAGGAAAAAUGUAUGUUUUUUGAAAAAUGUCAUCGAGUAAAAUGGUAGACAUAAAAUUGAACCAAGUUAUGAAAGGUCGAAUACUCCGCAGUGAGAAUAUUCGUAUUAUAAUCACAUUCUGAUAUUUGAAUUAGCUAUAUAAAUCACAGCGUAACGAAACUAAAUAUCGAUUAGCCUGCCUAAGAGUUGGUCGCACCAGUUAAUGUUGACUUUAACCAGCGCGACGCUAUCGUUUAGAUAAAUUACUUUUUAUGCGCAGCUUAAAGGUGACGUCAAAGUCGACUGGUGCAACGUACCCUAAGUGUGAUCAUUUGGAGACAAAAUGUUUUGACCACGGAAUUUGUGACCUUUCUAUGUGAUAUAACGGAUCUCAUAUUCCCUUACACGAAUGUAACGUGGAACUGCAGGCGGACAUUAUUUUGUCUCCAUUUGAAUGAGUUUACUCAAUGUAUGCACUUUUAACUUUAAAUUAAUUAAUAAAUAAAUAAUAAUAAACACGUAUCA